This is a messenger RNA of Sphenostylis stenocarpa, 312 nucleotides long. The record is from the annotation of a GenBank genome assembly. Lineage: Eukaryota; Viridiplantae; Streptophyta; Magnoliopsida; Fabales; Fabaceae.
AUGGCAAAGGGAAAAGGAGGAAAGAGCCUCGGUUUCCGCGCCAUCGUUAAUAAGGAACUGGUUAGCCGCUGCAGCGAUGGUGCAAGAGUGGUAAGCAGCGACGGUGCAAGAGUGGUAAGCAGCGAUGGUGCAAGAGUGGUAAGAGGAAAAAAGAAGAAGCAAGGUGGUGAUUCACCAUCAGCGCUCAUCCAAUCAAUCUCACUAGCAGUGUUUUGGAUAUGGAAGAUGAUCAUGCUGCUUCUUCAUGGCUCCAAGGCCCAGGAAAAAAAUUCGAAAUCCAAGAGGGGUAAAUCUAGAAAGAAGAGUAGGUAG